AUGCCAGUGUCAACUCCCAAACUCGACGAGAAAGAGGCUAUCGGCAGUCCUUCUGAGGAGGGCUCCAAGGCUGAUGUGGUCUCGCUAGAGACGACAACCGGCGUAGUAGCGGUACCGUUCGAGGCUUACCUUUAUUACGCCGCAAUUCAGAGGCUCGACGAAGACCCCGAGCCACCAAAGGGGUUCAACAAGUUCUUGAACGGCUUGUCCCGCCACAAGGGCGACAAUGUCAACAUCGAUGUCACGCCCCACCUCGAAAAGCACCGCGAAAUUCCGCUGUCUGAGCGAGAGGCCGCGUCCAGGGCCCUUCGUUUGGCUUCUUGGAGUAGCGCGUUUUACUUGAUCACGACGGACAUUUUGGGCCCUUUCAAUGCACCAUAUGCCAUAUCCGUGACCGGCUGGGUCCCCGGCAUCCUGCUCUACUUUUUCAUGGGUCUGAUCGCGUCAUACACCGGACUUUUGCUGUGGCGACUCUACAUCCGCCUCGACUCCCCAAAAUACCCGAUCCAAAGUUAUGCUGACCUUAUGCAUCGGAUCUACGGGACCACUGCUCGUCGAAUCUCCAAUGUCCUCCAGAGUGUUCAGCUGCUUGUUGUGGUUGGAAUCAUUUGUCUUGCAAAUGGGCAAGCUCUUUCACAACUUGCUAAAGGUCAUAUCUGUUUCUCUGCAGCCAUUAUUGUUUGGGCAAUACUUGGUGGCAUGAUAGGACAGAUUCGAACACUGAAGAACUAUGGCUGGCUGGCUAACAGCGCUGUUUGGAUCAACCUGAUCAUUGUGUUUGCAGCAAUGGGAUUUGUUGCUCACAGUCCACCAAACUAUGCUGCUGCUGAAACAUCUCUUGGUGUUCCUUUUGGCCCUAUUCAAACUCAAUUGUUUGCCAAAGUUCCAUUAUUUUUCCAGGUUAAUGGUAUCAUGAAUAUGGUCUAUGCAUAUGGAGGUGCUAUGAUUUUCCCAGAAAUCAUGGCUGAAAUGAGGCGGCCAAUGGAUUUCUGGAAGGGCAUGGUUAUGGCCCAAUUAUUAAUCUUUACUGCCUAUCUAAUUUUUGGUGCUUUUGUUUAUUCAAAACAAGGGCAAUUUGUCCUUCCAUUAGCAUAUCAAGGUGUCUCAAAAUAUAGCUGGCAGACAGUGGGAAAUAGUUUGUCACUUAUUUCUGGCAUUAUUGCAGCAGGACUUUAUGGUAAUAUUGGGAUCAAGGUCGUUUAUCACAAUAUUAUUGUGGACUGGUUCAAGGGUCCCCAGCUUAUGAGCACAAAAGGGCACUAUAUCUGGGCUGUCCUUGUUGUGCUCUACUGGGCCCUAGCUUUUAUUGUGGCCUCUGCAAUUCCUCAAGUUGCUGUAAUCAAUGGACUUAUUGCAGCUAUUGCUAUUAUGCAGUUCACUUACACAUUCCCUCCAAUGCUGCGGCUUGGAUAUGAUGUUAUCAGUGAUGCAAUGGCAGCAGAUUAUCCUUUCAAUCCUGCCACAGGAAUGCCAAAUCGAGUUGACACAUGGCAGGACUGGUCCAGAUGGAAGAGGGGCCUCUUCUCUGGUCGCUGGUACUUCAAGCUAUUUAAUUUCUUGUUGAUGCUUGCUGCAUUAGCUAUGGCUGGACUUGGUCUCUGGGCUGCAGGAGAAACAGCAAAGACAGUGUUUUCUUCAGCUGGAGCAGCUACUUCCUUUGGGUGCAAGGCACCAGUCUAA
Mycena indigotica is the source of this 1680-nucleotide messenger RNA. RefSeq names its product Aa-trans domain-containing protein. NCBI's taxonomy places the organism in Eukaryota, Fungi, Basidiomycota, Agaricomycetes, Agaricales, Mycenaceae. Gene Ontology annotation, biological process: amino acid transmembrane transport. The transcript is spliced from 17 exons. The record is from RefSeq and is a predicted model, not a curated record. Gene Ontology annotation, molecular function: amino acid transmembrane transporter activity. The coding region runs from base 1 to 1680 and encodes 559 amino acids. Gene Ontology annotation, cellular component: vacuolar membrane.